Messenger RNA from Vitis riparia (riverbank grape), 1527 nucleotides. RefSeq names its product cinnamoyl-CoA reductase 2-like. The record is from RefSeq and is a predicted model, not a curated record. Gene Ontology annotation, molecular function: oxidoreductase activity, acting on the CH-OH group of donors, NAD or NADP as acceptor. Bases 1 to 1527 code for a protein of 508 amino acids. The transcript has 5 exons. NCBI's taxonomy places the organism in Eukaryota, Viridiplantae, Streptophyta, Magnoliopsida, Vitales, Vitaceae.
AUGUUAGUUAUCAAGAAUUCUCUGAAACGCGAGACUGGAAGCAAAAUGCAACAUGCUAAUAUCCAAGCCUCAAGGGCUGUUGCUGCCAUAAUAUGUACUACCUUGGGUCCGCGAUCUCCAUUGAAGAAGCUACUUGAUGCUGGUGAAGGAUUUGCAAAACUAUAUAAUGCAUGUGAAGAAUCCUUCUCCGUUGAUGGUCCCUUAUCAGAUGAAGCUUUUGGAAAAGCUCGUUCUAUUCUAGAUGAUAUGAAGCUUUCUAAUGUGGGUCUCGAACAGGAGGCACAGCUGCAGCAGUCGUUACUCAGGACAGUGUACCAGUUUCUGACUGAUGGCAUUGUCGGCGCUUUUAGCCAAACUUGCAUGGCUCCUCUUGCUCGCCUCACUAUCUUCCUUCAGGUUCAAGAGUGGCGAGCCAAUUGGCUGCAUGAUGAAGACCGGUCCAUCAAGCCAAGGAAGAAAGAUGGUUUUGCUCUGUCAUUUGGCUUUAAUCAGACAGCUGACACGGAGGAUGAUAGAGCAGAUGGAUCUCGCAAUUCAGGUGACUUCCCCAUUAAUCACAAAGAUGGAACAAUUUCGAUCUUCAGCGGAGCAAGGAGUUUAGUUGAUACAUGGAAGAAACGUGUUGAGGCAGAAAUGAAUAUUAAUGAUGCGAAGUCUGGUUCAAGUCAGGCUGUUGCAUGGUCUUCGAGGCCACGUCUUUCUGAAGUUUCUCAUGGAGGGUAUAUAGCUUCGUGGGUCGUCAAGUUUCUCCUCUCAAAGGGUUAUAUUGUUCAUGGAACGGUCAGAGACCCAAGUGAUGAAAAGAACAGCCAUCUAAAGAAAUUGGAGAAGGCUUUGGAGAAUCUUCAACUUUUUAAGACAGAUUUGCUGGACUAUGAAGGCCUUUGCGCUGCCUUUGCUGGAUGCUCUGGGGUUUUCCAUGUUGCCAGCCCAGUCCAUAUUGGCCCAAUAUCUAACCCUGAGGUGGAACUGAUUGAACCAGCUGUAGUGGGCACGCGUAAUGUCUCAAGCGCAUGUGAGAAGGCCAAAGUGAAGAAAGUUGUGGUUGUUUCAUCCACUGGUGCUGUUGCCAUGACCCCCAACAGGCCUAAGGAUCGGCCCAUGGACGAAGAAUGUUGGUCUGACCUUGAAUAUUGCAAGGCAAAUCAGAAUUAUUAUUGCCUUGCCAAAACAAUAGCAGAGAGUGAAGCCCUGGAGCAUACAAAGAAAAGUGAGCUCAACAUUGUAACAGUUUGUCUAUCCUUUGUAUUCGGGCCAAUGCUGCAAUCCACAAUGAAUGGCAGCUGCUUGCUUCUCCUAUCAUUUAUGAAAGAUGGUGGCGAAUCAGUGAAAAAUAUUGUUUAUCCUGUUGUUGAUGUGCGCGAUGUGGCUGAAUCAAUUUUGCUGGUAUAUGAGAACCCUGAUGCAGUGGGAAGAUACAUAUGCUCAGCACACUCAAUCCAAGCUCAAGCUUUAGCAGAGAAGUUGAAGAGCAUGUAUCCUAACUGCAACUACCCUAAAAGUUGUAUUGAAGAUGAGGAGACAUGA